UGUGUGUGUGUGUGUGUGUGUGUGUGCGGGGGGGGGGGGGGGAUGGAUCCUGAAGUGAAAUGGAGGAGAGGACGCGUUUUUCGGACGCCUUGCGGUGCGCAGCGUAUGCGCCGGUACGCGGUGGCCGUGUGCCUUCUGCUGUACGCGGCCGUGGCUCACGCCUCCCUGGCCAAGCAGUGCGAGAAGGGCUGCCUCUCCGGACAGUGUGUCAACGGGUCGUGUGUGUGCGACCGCGGAUGGGUAGGGGACCAGUGCCAACACUGCCAAGGCAGAUUCAAGCUGACAGAGCCCUCAGGAUACCUCACCGAUGGUCCAGUCAACUACAAGUACAAAACUAAGUGCACCUGGCUUAUUGAGGGCUAUCCAAAUGCAGUUCUCAGACUAAGGUUUAACCACUUUGCCACAGAAUGUAGUUGGGACCACAUGUACGUUUACGACGGAGACUCCGUAUAUGCCCCACUGGUGGCAGUUUUCAGCGGACUCAUCGUGCCGGAGGUGAGAGGAAAUGAGACGAUUCCUGAGGUUGAGACGAACUCUGGCUACGCGUUACUCCACUUUUUCAGCGAUGCUGCUUAUAAUCUCACGGGAUUUGAGAUAUUUUAUUCGAUCAACUCAUGUCCUAAUAACUGCUCGGGCCAUGGGAAGUGUACCACUGGAAACUCAAUUUCUAGCCAUGUCUACUGCGAGUGUGACAAGUACUGGAAGGGUGAGGCGUGUGACAUACCCUACUGCAGGAAAAACUGUGGCAGUCCAGAUCAUGGCUACUGCGACCUCACCGGGGAGAAGCUGUGUGUCUGCAAUGACAGUUGGCAAGGCCCAGACUGCUCUCUCACAGUACCUUCCACCGAGUCCUUCUGGGUCCUCCCGAGUGUCAAGCCCUUUGGAACAUCGCUUGCUCGAGCUUCCCACAAAGCUGUGGUGCAGGAGAAGGUCAUGUGGGUGGUGGGUGGAUACACCUUCAACUACAGCUCUUUUCAGAUGAUUCUUAACUACAAUCUGGAGAGUGGCAUUUGGAACACCGUUCCCAUUAACAGUGGACCUCUGCCAAGAUAUGGCCACUCCCUGGCCACCUACCAGGAUGAUAUCUACAUGUUUGGCGGGAAACUGGAGACAGGCUCGGGGAACGUGACUGAUGAGCUGUGGGUGUUCAACAUGCCCAGUGGGACGUGGCAGCGAAGGAGCCCCGUUGUGGCUCAGCCAAGCCAGACCCAGAUCUACGCUGUGGAGGGCCACUCGGCCCACUGUGUGCAGCUGGACAGUGGCGAGGCUAUCAUGGUGGUCAUCUUUGGCUACUCCCCGAUCUACAGCUAUGUCAGCAACGUGCAGGAGUACAACCUGAGGUCCAACACCUGGCUGGUCCCUGAGACCAAGGGAGCGGUGGCCCAGGGUGGGUACGGCCACAGCAGCACCCUUGACAGUGCCAGUCGCAGUGUGUACAUCCACGGAGGCUACAAAGCGCUGCCCGCCAACAAAUUUGGCCUGGUGGAUGAUCUCUACCGCUAUGACGUCAGCACGCGGACGUGGUUCAUUCUGAGGGAGAGCCGCUACCCCCGAUACCUGCACUCAGCCGUGCUCCUCAGUGGCACCCUGCUCGUCUUCGGAGGCAACACCCACAACGACACUUCCCUCAGCAACGGGGCCAAGUGCUUCUCUGCUGACUUCCUGGCCUACGACAUCGCCUGCGAUGAGUGGAAGCUUCUGCCCAAACCAGACCUGCACAGGGACGUCAACCGGUUCGGUCAUUCGGCUGUGGUCAGCAACAGCUCCAUGUAUGUGUUCGGAGGCUUCUCCAGUGUGCUGCUCAACGACGUGCUUGUCUACCGACCCCCGAGCUGCCGGGCCUUCCUGACGGAGGAGGGGUGUGCGAAGGCUGGGCCGGGGGUCCGCUGCAUCUGGACCAAAGACCGUUGUGUACCCUGGGAACCAAACAUGGCUAGUGGAAGCCCUUUAUGUCCCUCUAAAGCUGCCACAGUGGACGAGCAGUGCUACCAUUUCUCAGACUGUGCCAGUUGCACGGCCAACACCAACGGCUGCCAGUGGUGUGACGACAAGAAGUGCAUCUCUGCCUCAAGCAACUGUACCUCUGGUGUGAAGAACUUCACCAUGUGUCCCGUGAGGAACGAGCAGGUGUGCAGCAAGCUGGCCAACUGCAAGAGCUGCUCGCUGAACCUGAACUGCCAGUGGGACCAGAAUCAGUCCGAGUGCCAUGCUUUGCCUGCUCAGCAGUGCAACGAGGGCUGGAGCCAGGUGGGAGAUGCCUGUCUGAGGAUCAACUCCAGCCGUGAAAGCUACGACAACGCCCAGCACUACUGCAAGAACCUCAACGGCAACAUCGCCUCGCUCACCACCGCCAAGCAAGUCAACUAUGUGUUGGAGGAGCUGAAGAAGCUCCAUCAACACGACAAGCGGCUGUCACCCUGGGUGGGCCUGAGGAAGAUCAACGUGUCCUACUGGGGCUGGGAGGACAUGACUCCCUUCACCAACAGCAGUCUGCGCUGGCUACCGGGUGAGCCCAGCGACUCCGGCUUCUGUGCCUACCUGGAGGAGCCACAGGUGUCAGGCCUGAGGGCCAACCCCUGCACCGCCACCGCCCAUGGCCUUAUCUGUGAAAAAGCUGCUGGGAACCCUAACCAGAGCGCCCGUCCUUCUUGUAAGAGGCCGUGUUCCCUGCACAGCAACUGUGCCAACUGCACCAGCCAGGCCAUGGAGUGCAUGUGGUGCGGCAGUGCCCAGCGCUGCGUCGACUCCACUGCCUACAUCAUCUCCUUCCCCUACGGCCAGUGUCUGGAAUGGCAGACCGGAGACUGUCUCGCCCAGAAUUGUUCAGGCCUGCGGACAUGUGGCCAGUGCUUGGAGCAGCCAGAGUGUGGCUGGUGUGGCGAUCCUAGCAGCACGGGAAAGGGGCUUUGCACAGAGGGCUCCUACCGAGGGCCCAUGAAGAGACCAGCGAAACUGGGCUCGCAGAACCACUUCCAGGACAUGAGCUUGGACCUUGCAAUCUGCCCCAGGGACAAGGGCUACGAGUGGGCCUUCAUCCACUGCCCCGCGUGCCAGUGUAACGGCCACAGCACCUGUGUGAAUGGCAGUGUUUGUGAACAGUGCCGCAACCUCACCACCGGUCCACACUGUCAGACCUGCAUGCCUGGUUUCCAUGGAGACCCCACCAAUGGAGGAGAAUGCCAAGCCUGCAAGUGUAAUGGUCAUGCCAACGUGUGCCAUGUGCUGACCGGCAAGUGCUUCUGUACCACCAAGGGGAUCAAAGGUGAUCAGUGUCAGCUAUGUGACUCAGAAAACCGUUACCUUGGCAACCCGCUCAGAGGAACCUGUUACUACAACCUGCUGAUCGAUUAUCAGUUCACCUUCAGUCUCAUCCAGGAAGAUGACCACCACUAUACCGCCAUCAACUUCAUGGCCUCACCUGAACAGGCCAAUAAGAACCUGGACAUGUCCAUCAAUGCGUCCAACAACUUUAACCUGAACGUCACCUGGUCCGUGGGAUCAACAGCUGGAACCAUUUCUGGAGAGGAAGUGCCAAUUGUGUCCAAAACCAAUAUCAAGGAGUACAGAGAGACCUUCUCUUGUGAGAAGUUCACCUUCAGAAGCAACCCCAACAUCACCUUUUAUGUCUACGUCAGCAACUUCUCAUGGCCUAUCAAGAUCCAGAUCGCCUUUUCCCAACAGAACAGUAUAAUGGACCUUGUCCAGUUCUUUGUGACAUUUUUCAGUUGUUUCCUGUCACUACUCCUGGUGGCUGCGGUGGUGUGGAAGAUAAAGCAGACAUGCUGGGCUUCACGGCGGAGAGAGCAGCUGAUGAGAGAGCGUCAGCAGAUGGCCAGCCGUCCUUUUGCCUCCAUUGCUGUGAGCCUUGAUGUGAAGGAGAAGCAGACAGAGCUGCUGCAGCCUACAGUCGAUGGUCCACCAAAACCAAUUGCAAUGGAACCGUGUUCAGGGGGGAAAGCUGCCGUGUUGACUGUCCUCAUGUGCCUACCCUCGGGGCCUUCAGGCUUACCACCCCCAGGCCAGUCCGGACUCACGGUGGCCAGUGCGCUGAUAGACAUUUCACAGCAGAAAGCAGCGGACUUCAAGGAGAAGUCUCAGGGUUUUAAGAAUCGGAAGGCUCCACCUCCAGCCCACCAAGGCACCUGCAUCUGAGUCCUCAACCUCUUUGUCUUUUGGAUCCCUUUUUGUACUUUUUGGGGGUGUUUCUUUUUUUUUUGCAAUUUGUAUUUGGUCCCAGUCAGAAGAGCAAACUCGGGAAAGAAAAAAACCGCUUUGGCCACUACCAUCCAUGUUUUCAACGCUCACUGAAACUUUCCUCAUCCCAAGAGCACAAGUUAUUGUCCCCUGACCUUCUCGACCAUCCCGCCAUUCGACCAGUUGGCUGUUGUCUUGUCAUUAAUAUUUAUUCAGCCAGUGCCAUUUUGUCCUCCACCUAUUGGUCCAGAAGCUCUUCCCUUUAGCUUGGCCAGUCUUCAUGACCAGGCCAACCCUCCAUACUUGGGAUGAACAUUCAUAGCUAGUGACAUCAGAGACAGAUGAUUUAGAAAGAUUUGUUUGCACCUGGUGAACCUUCAUUCGUACAUAUCUGGUGACAGCCGCGCUGGCUAUUUAUUCGUCCAGCGUAAGGGAAAAGCAAAGGCACCCGAUGCCCCUACAUGAAAGUUCUGAACAAAGUGAAAUGGCACGCAAGCAAUUUCCAUCACACGGAUCUUUGUGUUGAAAAUCCAACAAAACGGUGAAGACGGCUGGUAGACAUGAAGGACGUACCGCCUGUGGGAGUUCCAACUUGUAUUUGCUCGACAACCUUUGGUGUUCUUUGGUGCUAAAAGGCUUCAGCUUCUGUGACAAGCCUGAGUCUUCAGUCAGCUGUGUUUGUACGCCCGGUUCAUUCGGCCUUUUCGCAGGGAGAGCUUCGUGUUCAGUAGGACACGUCUCUUUACACCCAGCAACAUCUGAAAGUGUUUUAAGUAGUUUUCCUCAUCCUACGGCAUCCCGCUAGUGAUCUCUCCAAGCAUCUGCUGCACAUCUGUAUGACCCACCCAGCUGAGGCUAAAGUCUGUAUCUCCUGUGGAACGCCCACGUGAAGGCUGCUGGGACAAGACGCUGCACCCAGCUAGCGGUGGGAUGCUGCAUGGGUGAGGACCGCAUAGUGGGGACGGUUAAAAAUGAAAAUAAGUAAAUAAAUAAAGUCAUUUAACCUAAAGCAUGGACGUUUUCCGCACUUGAAUAUUAUUAUUAUUAUUAUUUUUUUUACAAAACUGGUUAUUUUGAUUGUUUGAUGGUCCAGACUUUGCAGUAUCUCUCCGACUAAAAACCAAGUUACCAAACCCAGAAGGACGAGACGGUAGAGGAGCAGCCGUUGGGUUUGUCUUCUUUUUCUUUUCUUUUUUUACAUAACAAUCUAAUAUAAACACAAGUGUCGAAUUCAGUCUUGAUUUGGGGGGCGGGGGUGGAUGAAAUCCUCCACAGAGACUUCUACAUAGGGAUGGUCACAACAACAUCCUCCACAUCUGGCCUGCUGUGCGUUUACCGGCCCUGCACAUGUGGUCACACGGGACUCUCUCCUCCCACUUCUGCUACUUAAGAGUCACUGUUUGGUUUCCGCUUUUGAGCACAAAGGAUCAUCACAUCUUUUUUAGUGCCUCCGCGUCCCAUUAAUAGGAGUCCGGUGCAGGGGCCAUGGUGGUCCGUAGAAUCUGCCCCCCCACUCUGCAGGGAACGGGGUACCACGUGCUGCUGGAACAAACGUGAGCCUCUUCGUCACUCUUAUCUCUGCUGAGUUUAUGAUUUCAGCUGUUUUUUUUUUUUAUUAUAAAAUGGCAGAAGAGCUGAUCAUGAUUCUGCUUCGUCACCUCCGCCACAUAUCUAUGACGAUAAAGUGCAAGUCUUUUACUACACUUGUAAAAAGAGCAUCUCUCUUAUUUUGUUUUGUUGUUGAAUAGAUUCCUGUGCAAUGACACACUAAACUGGAUAUUACUGUUAACUAAUGAAUGAAAUGUUCCAACGUCAACUAUUUUAUUUUUUUAUUUUUAUUUUUAUUUUUUUUUGCAUUGUUGUGAGUCUUUAAGGACUUUAUGGGCAUUGUCUUGUUUUUAAUUUGGGCAAAGUAGUCGUUACGGUGUGUUCUGCAAGGACAGUUUGCCAGCAGGUGUGGUUUUAUUUUGUGUGUCAGUAACGGUGACGUUACACAGGAAUCACAGUCUCACUGUAACGUGGAAAAAGAAGAGAAUACAAACUGCAUCUCGGUAAUCCUCGGUGUACUUUAAAGAUGGAGAACAUGCCAGGAAAGCAUAAUAAAGAGAAAAACAC
Molecule: messenger RNA, 6309 nt
Organism: Lampris incognitus (smalleye Pacific opah)
Lineage: Eukaryota; Metazoa; Chordata; Actinopteri; Lampriformes; Lampridae
Gene: atrnl1b
Product: attractin-like 1b
Exons: 29
Coding region: 43-4152 (1369 amino acids)
Cellular component (GO): Golgi apparatus
Molecular function (GO): protein binding
Source: RefSeq, a predicted model, not a curated record